This is a messenger RNA of Medioppia subpectinata, 496 nucleotides long. Lineage: Eukaryota; Metazoa; Arthropoda; Arachnida; Sarcoptiformes; Oppiidae. The record is from the annotation of a GenBank genome assembly.
UUUCAAAGACUUUAACGGAAAUCUCAAUAAAGAUAAUGAAGACUCGGACGCAUCCAACUAUAUUCGGGAUCAAUCUAUUUGCUUAAAAUCAGAUCAACCCAAAGAAUUCAAACCCAAUAUUUCGAUGCCUGAAGUGUACGAAGAGCUCAAGUUUGAUAACCCGGACGGAGGCGUUUGGAAACAAGGAUGGGAUCUCAUUGUCAACGAUAGCAUGUUUUCUAGAAACGAAAAACUAAAAGUGUUUGUCGUAACUCAUAGUCACAAUGACCCUGGUUGGAUCAAAACAUUUGACAGAUACUUUAGGGAACAGACAAAAAACAUUUUAGAUAAUAUUGUCAACAAAUUGAGUGACGACCCGAGUCUGAGGUUUAUUUGGGCCGAAACUAGUUAUCUGAGCGCGUGGUGGGAGACCGUCAAAGACCACAAAAUGAAGGUCAAAAUGAGACGUUUAGUAGAAUCGGGUCGACUCGAGAUUGUGACCGGCGGUUGGGUUAUG